AUGAGCGCCCACAGUAAGGCGUCUGGUUUUAGCGACCAUAUUUCCCUGAGGAGCAAGGAGCAGGAGGACCCCGGAGGCCCCAGAACCCCGCGGUCACGUGUCCUAGGCUUGGAUUUGGUUUCGGCGGGAAGCGGCGAAGGCCAAGGCCAGGGCCAGAACCCGGGCAGGGGCAGAGGGAAGAGCGGGCCCUCAAGCCUGCAGGCCCUCAAGCGGCAGUUGGAGUCGGAAUCUGAGCCUGAGUCGCAGCUGGAGAUGUUCCAGGAGGGCGCGGCGGUGCUUUGGGGCUGCGAGGCCCGGCCUAAGACGCCCACCACCGACAGACAGGGCGCCGGGGGGCCAGCGUUCCAGUUUGCUGAGGCGUGUGCUGCCAUCCUGGAGCCGCUGAGUGUUAGCGUGGCGCGGGGACUUCCGGGAGUAGAAAGAGGCGCCACCAAAGCGGCCGCCGCUUGGGCCCCUGUCGAGGCAAGCAUCAACGGUAGAGGCGGGUUGGGCCCGAGCUGUGCGGAGUCCCUGCAGCGUUCUGCUGCCCCUCGGCCAGUGAGUGCCGUCAGGAAAGGCCGAGACCAGGGCCGCAGCAAGACAAGAAGCGCCAGGCGCCGCCUGAUAUUCACCACGGAUGAGCAGCGCGCUGGCACGGAAGGCUGGCUCCAGCUGCCUUCUGACCCAGAGUCCUCGGAUGACUUCUGGGACGUGCAGCCCAUGAGGGUGAGCCCUCUCCUGGAAAGAAGAGACCAGACCAAGGGCCACAGCUCUGAGGAACCGCCAGAGAGCCCCAGAGCCUCGACUUCCCAUGGAAGCCUGCCCCAAGCCACUUCUAAGAAGAAGGAAGCAAAAGAGAAGAAACCCCUAGUGGUUUCUCCCGAGUUUGUCCUGGGGUCAGCCUUUGCUCCAUGGGGCCAGAGACCAUCAGCAGCUCCAGUGUAUCCAGCCACCUUCCCUAAAAUCCCUGGCAUUUCACUGCUUGAGGAGCCAGAUACAUCUUUCUCGCUCCCUUGGGUGCACAAGCAGUCCCAGCAGGGUGACACUGGGAAGGACUCUGCAGCCAGGAGGAAGUCCCAGCCUGUGGCUGCAGACCGUGGCCCAGACAGAGAUCCAGACUCAGGGGCUCAACUUCCAGCAGAUAAACCAGGGACACCUUGCAAGUAUGUGCCUGGUGGAGAAUUCAGCAGUGGAGAACAUAACAGAAGACACCUCCAAGAUUCAGAAAACUCGGAGGCUUCAUCCCUGAGUCAGGACAGUGUCACACCCAGAGGCCCUGCACUCUCCAAUGAGUCUGAUGACCAGGAACCACCUGCCCGUCCUCGGAGACCAGCAAGGCAGCAGUUACCACCUGGAAUUGAGGACUGUCCUCGGCGUGCCAUGCUGCAGAAGGAAGUACAUGACGUUCGGGAACAACUCGCAGUGGUACGGUCCCUCACUGAGAAGUUCCAGAAGCUGUGA
Lepus europaeus (European hare) is the source of this 1440-nucleotide messenger RNA. RefSeq lists its product as uncharacterized. NCBI's taxonomy places the organism in Eukaryota, Metazoa, Chordata, Mammalia, Lagomorpha, Leporidae. The coding region runs from base 1 to 1440 and encodes 479 amino acids. The transcript has 6 exons. The record is from RefSeq and is a predicted model, not a curated record.